Paramecium tetraurelia is the source of this 1131-nucleotide messenger RNA. RefSeq lists its product as uncharacterized. Gene Ontology annotation, cellular component: centrosome. NCBI's taxonomy places the organism in Eukaryota, Ciliophora, Oligohymenophorea, Peniculida, Parameciidae. Gene Ontology annotation, molecular function: ATP binding; nucleoside diphosphate kinase activity. The record is from RefSeq and is a predicted model, not a curated record. The transcript is spliced from 7 exons. Gene Ontology annotation, biological process: UTP biosynthetic process; GTP biosynthetic process; CTP biosynthetic process.
AUGGCAGUCAACGAUGAAAGAUAUGUGUUUAUUGUGGAAUGGUUUGACACGAGUGCUUCUUUGAUAAGGAGUUAUAACCUCAUUUACUUUAUGGCUGAUAAGACGAUAGAGAUGUUUGAUUUGAAAAAUAAAAGAAUAUUUCUUAAAAGAUGUGACUAUCCUUCUGUUUAAUUGAAGGACUUGUAUGUAGGAUCGAUUGUGACAGUUUUUUCAAGAUAAUUAAAGAUAGUUGAUUACGCAGAUGUAUUUACGAGAUCGAAAUUUGAAGUCUAAAGAGGAAAAACAUUUGGCAUGAUAAAACCAGAUGCAUAUACACACAUAGGGAAGAUAAUUACUGCAGUUGAAAAGAACGGUUUCGUAAUUGGUAAUUUGAAAAUGACUAGAAUGUAAAUUGGAGAUGCUUAGCAAUUCUAUGGAGAACACAGAGGCAAACCCUUCUUUGAUGAACUUACAUAAUUCAUAUGUAGUGAUUUUAUAGUGGGUUUGGAAUUGAUAGCUGAUAAUAGUGUGAAGAAAUGGAGAGAUCUUAUUGGUCCAACUAAAUGUUAGGUUGCCAGAGUGGAAGCACCAAAUUCAAUGAGAGCUUUAUAUGGAACAGAAGGAGUCAGGAAUGCUUGUCAUGGCAGUGAUGCUCCUGGAUCAGCACAAAGAGAAUUAGAUUUCUUUUUCUCUGAUAAAUCUAAUCUAAAAUCUACAGCAGUAUUCAAUAAUUGCACUUGUGCCAUCAUCAAACCACAUGUAAUAUUGGAAGGAAGAGCUGGACAAAUCAUAGACAUCAUUUUAAGUGAAGGCUUUGAAAUUUCAGCUAUGCAAAUGUUCUAUUUGGAUAGAGCCACUAGUGAGGAAUUCUUCGAAGUCUAUAAAGGUGUCUUACCUGAAUUCUAAGCCAUGUCUGAACAUUUAACAUCUGGUCCUUGUAUUGCUAUGGAAAUCAGAUAGGAAAAUGCUGUUAAAUCUUUCAGGGAUCUAUGUGGACCUCACGAUCCUGAAAUUGCAAGGACUUUGAGACCUUAGACAAUAAGAGCCAAAUUUGGUAUUGAUAGAGUUAAAAAUGCUAUACAUUGCACUGAUUUGCCAGAGGAUGGCAUACUAGAAGUAGAAUAUUUCUUUAAUAUUUUACAAUAAAAAUGA